AUGUCGGAGGAAAAGAGCUUCGAGGUCAAUGAGCGCCUCGCCAGCUCCUCUUCACCUUCCACCAGCGAUAAUGCCGCCGUCCCCGCUGCCGCCCCGGCCUCCGGCAAGGCCUCGUCCGUCACCUCCACCGAGGUCGACGCCGCCUGGCUGUUCCUCGACGAGCACCGCGACGUGCCCGGCGUCGACGCCGUUGACCUGAAGAAACUGCGCCGACGCAUCGAUUGGCGCAUCGUGCCCAUCAUGUUUGGCUGCUACACGAUGCAGUUCCUCGACAAGGUCAUCUACAACUAUGCUGCUGUCAUGGGCAUCAAAAAGGACCUGGACCUCACCGGCAACCGCUUCUCCAACGUCGCCACCUUUCUCUUUGUCGGUCUGCUCUGCUUUGAGAUUCCCAACAUCUACCUCCUGCAAAAGGUCCCGGCCGCCAAAUGGCUCGGUCUCAACGUCACCCUCUGGGGCGUCGCCACCGCCUGCGGCGCCGCCGCCCACAACUACCCUAGCAUCCUCGCCUCGCGCAUCUUCCUCGGCAUCUUCGAGGCCACCAUCGCGCCCUCGCUCGCCCUCAUCAGCAGCCAAUGGUACACCAAGUCCGAGCAGGCGCCGCGCUUCUCCUUCUGGUACCUCGGCCUCGGCUUCGGCCAGAUCAUCGGCGGCGUGCUCUCCUACGCCUUCCAGCACGUCGGCCCGACCGCCGCCCUCGCCGGCUGGCGCGUCAUGUUCGUCGUCCUCGGCUGCGUCACCGUCCUCAUCGGCCUCGCCGUCGUCGCCUUCAUCCCGGACACGCCCAUGCAGGCGCGCUGGAUGUCCGCCGCCGAAAAGGUCGCCCUGCUGCGCCACGUCAGCGUCAACCAGACGGGCAUCCGCAACAGCCGCUUCCGCCUCGCCGAACUGCUCGAGGGGUUGCUGGACGUGCAGAUCUGGCUGCAGAUUUUGAUCACGGUGCUCUUCUCCGUGUCCAGCGGCGUCAUCACCACCUACUCGGUCAUGCUCGUCGGGCAGAUCACGCACGACAACAAGAAGACGCCCGCGCAGAACUCGCAGCACGCGGCGCUCAUGAACACGCCCUCGGGCGCCGUGUCCAUCUUCUUCAUCCUGAUGAUCGGCUACGGCGUGCGCCGCAACUCGCACCGCUGGAUGUGGAUCCUCGCGUGCAUCCUGCCGGCCAUCCUCGGCGGCGCGCUGAUGUCCUUCCUGCCCAAGAGCAACCACGCGGGGCUGCUGGCCGGCGUGUACCUGGUCAACGCCGUGGUGGCGCCGAUGCCGAUGCAGUACAACUGGCUAAUGGCCAACGUCGCGGGCGCGACGAAGCGCGCGUACUCGGUGGCGGCGAUCAGCGCGGCGUUUUCCAUCGGCAAUAUUAUCGGCCCGCAGACGUUCCAGGCGCGCGACGCGCCGGACUACCGCCCGGCGAAGCUCGCGCUCGUCUUCACGCAGGCCGGCAGCGCGCUCGUGACGGUCGCGCUGUUCGGGUACUACGUGUGGGCGAACAAGCGCCGCGCGAGCCGCGCGCGCCAGACAGAGGACCAGUUCAUGGAAAAGGAGGCGUGGGCGCGGAUGACGGACAAGGAGAACCCGACGUUCCGUUACGAGUACUAA
This is a messenger RNA of Cordyceps fumosorosea ARSEF 2679, 1596 nucleotides long. RefSeq names its product Major facilitator superfamily domain, general substrate transporter. The transcript is spliced from 3 exons. Gene Ontology annotation, biological process: transmembrane transport. The record is from RefSeq and is a predicted model, not a curated record. The coding region runs from base 1 to 1596 and encodes 531 amino acids. Gene Ontology annotation, molecular function: transmembrane transporter activity. Gene Ontology annotation, cellular component: membrane. Lineage: Eukaryota; Fungi; Ascomycota; Sordariomycetes; Hypocreales; Cordycipitaceae.